Messenger RNA from Periophthalmus magnuspinnatus, 732 nucleotides. RefSeq names its product transmembrane protein 116 (gene tmem116). The transcript has 8 exons. Gene Ontology annotation, biological process: adenylate cyclase-activating G protein-coupled receptor signaling pathway. The coding region runs from base 1 to 732 and encodes 243 amino acids. Gene Ontology annotation, molecular function: G protein-coupled receptor activity. Lineage: Eukaryota; Metazoa; Chordata; Actinopteri; Gobiiformes; Gobiidae. Gene Ontology annotation, cellular component: plasma membrane. The record is from RefSeq and is a predicted model, not a curated record.
AUGGAUCCAGCUCAGCACCUCGUCUCUCAGUUCAUCUCCAUCAGAGCCCAGUUCACCUGCCACCUCACUGGGUGCAUGGGACAGAUCUCCAACAGACUCAGCUCCAGGAAGAAGAUGGCAGCUCUGCUCUGCGGAGUUCUUCCUGUUCUCCUGGUAACUCCAGUGUUCAUCCUCUCAGAGCGAAGCCACUGUCAGAGCAACACCACUGAGCCUGACAGGUGUCUGCUGAUGGAGACUGGUGCCCUGUUUAUGACAUCACAGCACCCACAGCCAAUCAGAGCCUGCCGUCUGGUCCAAGCCUACUGCAGCUCCGCCCUCCUCUGCACAUUCCUGCUCACGCUCGCCGGGAUCAUGGGGUUGAUGGUUCGAUCCCGCGCGCUGCUCUGGCGUGUGUUGUCCUGUGGAGGUUUUGUGGGCUGCCAGCAGAGGGCACUGCUCCAGGAAAUGGACCUCAGGAUGGUGCUGUACCCACUCGUCUUCUUCUGCUGCUGGGGCCCAGCGACUCUCGUGGCUCUGCUCCGGAUGCUCUUUCCCUUGGGGCCUCAGGGACUGACUGGAGCUGCACUCUACAUCACACAGGUUCUGGCCUGUGGCUCUCAGGGCUUGUGGUUCUCGUUGGUAUUUGGUGGUUCCAGGUCCAGAGUUCUCAGAGACGCUCAGACACAGAUGCCCCUCAUGAGGAAUCAGAAACAUAGAGGGUACCUCAGCCUGGGCCCAGCUGGGUACUCCUGA